This is a messenger RNA of Helianthus annuus (common sunflower), 2380 nucleotides long. Its product is annotated as endoglucanase 6. NCBI's taxonomy places the organism in Eukaryota, Viridiplantae, Streptophyta, Magnoliopsida, Asterales, Asteraceae. The coding region runs from base 132 to 1979 and encodes 615 amino acids. The record is from RefSeq and is a predicted model, not a curated record. Gene Ontology annotation, molecular function: carbohydrate binding; hydrolase activity, hydrolyzing O-glycosyl compounds. The transcript is spliced from 9 exons. Gene Ontology annotation, biological process: carbohydrate metabolic process.
GCCAUCUUCUCCCUCUGAAUCGCUCUCACCAUUUUUGGAACAGGUUUAUCAAUAACUAUAUCGAUAAACCAAUCCGACAUUGUCAUAUCAACAAAUCCCAUUUCCGUUUUUCUUGAAUUUGGAUUUCAAUCAUGACAAUUGGAGCAAAUGCUCUGUUUUUGCUUAUGGCAAUUGUACCAUUAGCUUUAGCUGGUGGGCAUGAUUAUGGUCAAGCACUCUCCAAGAGCAUUCUCUUCUUUGAAGCUCAGAGAUCCGGUUACCUUCCCGGUAAUCAACGCGUUAGAUGGCGAGGAAACUCCGGUCUACUCGACGGAAAAUCCAGCGGGGUUGAUCUGGUUGGAGGAUAUUAUGAUGCUGGGGACAAUGUGAAGUUUGGGCUUCCGAUGGCGUUCACGGUCACGAUGAUGUCGUGGAGUAUCUUAGAGUACGGUGCGCAAAUGGCGUCGAGUGGCGAGCUCGGUCACGCCAUGGAUGCUGUUAAGUGGGGGACUGAUUACCUCAUCAAAGCCCAUCCUGAACCUCAUGUUUUAUACGGAGAAGUGGGAGACGGUAACACGGAUCAUUACUGUUGGCAAAGGCCAGAGGAAAUGACGACUUCACGAAAUGCUUACAGAAUUGACGAAAACAAUCCUGGAUCCGACCUUGCUGGAGAAACCGCAGCUGCUAUGGCUGCGGCUUCUAUCGUGUUCCGUCGGGCCAACCCCGCCUAUUCAAGAGAACUCCUCAAUCAUGCCCACCAGCUCUUCGAAUUCGCUGACAAAUACAGGGGCAAAUACGACAGCAGCAUCUCUGUGGCCCAGAAGUACUAUAGAUCCGUCAGUGGAUACGCUGAUGAAUUACUUUGGGGAGCUGCUUGGUUGUACAAGGCAACAAAUGAGCCGUACUACUUGAAUUACUUGGGGGAAAAUGGUGAUAACCUUGGUGGGACCGGAUGGGCCAUGACCGAAUUUGGUUGGGACGUUAAGUAUGCCGGUGUUCAGACCCUUGCUGCAAUGUUUUUAAUGGGAGGAAAAGGCGGCGAUCACUCGCCAGUUUUAGGAAAAUACCAAGAAAAGGCGGAAAUGUUCAUGUGUUCAUGCAUGGGGAAGGCUAAUCACAAUGUUCAAAAGACUCCAGGAGGUUUAAUCUUUCGGCAACGAUGGAACAACUUACAAUUUGUCACAAGUGCAUCUUUCCUCCUCACUGUCUACUCCGACCACCUGACCGCUGCCCGCAAAAACCUGCAUUGUGCUUCGGGCAGUGUCGCCCCCUCAGAGCUUCUUGCAUUUGCCAAGUCACAGGUGGACUACAUUCUUGGAAACAACCCAAGAGCAACAAGUUACAUGGUUGGAUAUGGAAACCACUACCCGCAACAAGUUCACCAUCGCGGUUCCUCCAUUGUGUCAAUUAAAGUUGACCCGUCGUUUGUGAGCUGCAGAGGUGGUUAUGCUACAUGGUUUAGCCGAAAAGCAAGUGACCCAAAUCUCUUGACCGGUGCCAUUGUUGGUGGACCGGAUGCCUAUGAUAACUUUGCUGACCAAAGGGACAAUUAUGAGCAGACUGAGCCUGCUACAUAUAACAAUGCACCCCUUCUUGGAGUCUUGGCUAGGUUGAAUGCCGGUCAUUCUGCCCAUAACCAGCUCCUUCCAGUUGAAGUUCCUCUUCAUAAACCUAUUGCCGUUCAACCAAAGCACGCAUCUCCAUACGCAGCUCCUAUUGAAAUUGAUCAAAAGGCAACUGCUUCAUGGGUAUCCAAUGGAAAAACAUACUACCGAUAUUCGGCUAUAGUUACCAACAAAUCGAGGAGGACCAUCAGGAACUUCAAUCUAAACAUCUCGAAGCUCUACGGUCCACUCUGGGGUCUCACCAAGACCACAAGUGGUUCGUACGGGUUACCAGAAUGGGUUAGCUCAUUACCAGCUGACAAAAGCUUAGAGUUUGUGUACAUUCAUAGUGCUUCUUUCGCAGACGUCUCAGUUUCCGGCUACACAUUGGCUUAAAAGUAAAGAUUAAGUUAAACGUGACUGAUAAUCGAAUUCAAACAAACUCCGAUUUAUAGAAAAAGCUACUAAAAGGAAUUAAAGUAAUGGAUUUUCGGGUUUUUUUUUUCCGAUGUUUGAAAUAAGGUCUGAAGAAAGGAGCAAAGAGAGUACUCAUCAUCUUUCGUUAGAUCUUAAGUUUUUCUUUCUAACAUGGAAAGAGAGUGUCGUUAUGCGGUUGAGAGAGUAUACAAGACCUCUCAACCUGGUAAAAAGACAGAUUAGAGUAUGUUUUUUGCUUUUGUUUUUGUGUUUUUUUUUUUUUUUUACUUCAAAACAGGUUUGAAGUUGUCUGUUGUUUUGUCUUAUGCUGCUGUAAAUUUGCAAUAUUGAUAGAAUUUGUGUUCUGUUAUUUUAUUUUA